Molecule: messenger RNA, 1363 nt
Organism: Gastrolobium bilobum
Lineage: Eukaryota; Viridiplantae; Streptophyta; Magnoliopsida; Fabales; Fabaceae
Product: arginase-like
Exons: 7
Coding region: 88-1140 (350 amino acids)
Molecular function (GO): metal ion binding; agmatinase activity
Source: RefSeq, a predicted model, not a curated record
UUAUACUUGGUGCCAUUUCUUCACUCCCCCGUCUCUCUCUCUCUCUCUCUCUCUCUCUCUCUCUCUCUCUCUCUCUCUCUCUCUACAAUGAGUAUCCUCCGUUCUCUUGCAAGAAUCCAGGAAAUGUCAAGGAUAGGACGCAGAGGCUUACAUUCCAUGCGGGAACUGUACGGGGAAAAAAUAUCUCGUGAGUCGGUAGAUUCAGCCCAAAAACGUGUGAUAGAUGCUUCACUUACACUCAUUCGAGAAAGAGCAAAACUUAAGGGAGAACUUGUACGUGCUUUUGGAGGUGCUGUAGCAACUUCAUCUCUUCUUGGAGUUCCUAUAGGACAUAAUUCAUCAUACCUUGAAGGACCCGCAUUUGCUCCCCCUUUCAUUAGAGAGGCCAUUUGGUGUGCUAGCGCAAACUCCACAACUGAAGAAGGAAAGGAUUUAGCGGAUGCACGAGUGCUAUCUGAUGUUGGUGAUGUUCCUAUCCAAGAACUUCGAGAUUGUGGGGUAGAUGAUGAAAUAUUGAUGAAUGUUGUUGGUGAAUCUGUCAAGCUAGUCAUGGAGCAGGAUCCAUUACGCCCCUUAGUUUUAGGUGGUGAUCACUCAAUAUCAUAUCCAGUUGUUAGAGCUAUCUCUGAGAAGCUUGGAGGACAAGUUGAUAUUCUUCAUCUUGAUGCACAUCCUGAUAUCUAUGAUAAAUUUGAAGGAAACUAUUAUUCGCAUGCUUCUUCCUUUGCUCGAAUCAUGGAGGGUGGCUAUGCUCGAAGACUCUUGCAGGUUGGCAUAAGAUCAAUAAAUAUUGAAGGGCGUGAACAAGGCAAAAAAUUCGGUGUAGAGCAAUAUGAAAUGAGAACAUUUUCAAAAGAUCGCCACUUCUUAGAGAACCUGAAACUUGGGGAAGGCGUUAAAGGGGUAUAUAUAUCAAUAGAUGUGGAUUGUCUUGAUCCUGGGUAUGCUCCAGGAGUUUCUCAUCAUGAAUCAGGUGGUCUUUCUUUCAGAGAUGUUCUCAACAUCCUGCAAAAUCUUAAAGGUGAUAUUGUUGGUGGAGAUGUGGUUGAAUACAACCCAAAACGUGAUACUGCUACAGGAUUAACUGCUAUGGUAGCUGCUAAGAUGGUGAGAGAACUUGCUGCAAUCAUGUCAAAGUGAUAAAUCUCUUCCCUCAUGAUAUUUACUUCAAUGUACUCUUCAUUCCCUAAAUGCACCUUUAGUGGCAUUCAGUUUUUACUAGAUUUUAUUUGAAGCAUUAAUAAAAGAGUUUACAUGUACUUGUGCUUUAGCUACUGAGAACUUCCGUGCAGCACAAUGCUUCAUAUGUAAUUUGGUAUAACAUGUAUGUCACAAACAGACUGCUAUGCCUUUAUUUUCAGCA